This is a messenger RNA of Apodemus sylvaticus (European woodmouse), 1498 nucleotides long. It is a transcript of the gene Chrna10, whose product is annotated as cholinergic receptor nicotinic alpha 10 subunit. The record is from RefSeq and is a predicted model, not a curated record. Gene Ontology annotation, biological process: chemical synaptic transmission; monoatomic ion transmembrane transport; regulation of membrane potential. Gene Ontology annotation, cellular component: postsynaptic membrane; neuron projection; synapse. Gene Ontology annotation, molecular function: transmembrane signaling receptor activity; acetylcholine-gated monoatomic cation-selective channel activity. The transcript has 6 exons. Lineage: Eukaryota; Metazoa; Chordata; Mammalia; Rodentia; Muridae. The coding region runs from base 155 to 1498 and encodes 447 amino acids.
CCUCAAACCCUGUGAUAAGAGUCCCUGGUCCUAUUCUGCUGGGAGCAGCAGGCUUGCUCAGAGCUGAGGUGCUGUCCACAUCAUCCCUGCCAGCUGGACUUGUUGUUCUACAUCUCUCCUGAAGACUUGCCCACCCUCUGGCUGUGGUAGGGCCAUGGGGACCAGGAGCCACCACCUGGGCCUGGGGUUUCUGCUCCUGCUCUUUCUCCCUGCAGAGUGCCUGGGAGCUGAGGGUAGACUGGCUCACAAGCUGUUUCGUGACCUGUUUGCCAACUAUACAAGUGCCCUGAGACCUGUGGCAGACACAGACCAGACUCUAAAUGUGACCCUGGAGGUGACAUUGUCUCAGAUCAUUGAUAUGGAUGAACGGAACCAGGUGCUGACCUUGUACCUGUGGAUCCGCCAGGAGUGGACAGAUGCCUACCUACACUGGGACCCCAAAGCCUACGGUGACUUGGAUGCAAUCCGAAUUCCCAGCAGUCUAGUGUGGCGACCAGACAUCGUACUUUACAACAAGGCAGACACACAGCCACCUGCCUCGGCCAGCACCAACGUGGUUGUGAGGCACGACGGCGCUGUGCGCUGGGACGCACCGGCCAUCACACGCAGCUCGUGCCGCGUGGACGUAUCUGCCUUCCCUUUUGAUGCUCAGCGCUGCGGCCUGACCUUCGGCUCAUGGACACACGGCGGGCACCAACUGGAUGUGCGACCUCGGGGCACUUCCGCCAGUCUGGCCGACUUCGUGGAGAACGUUGAAUGGCGCGUGCUGGGCAUGCCAGCGCGCAGGCGCGUGCUCACCUACGGCUGCUGCUCUGAGCCCUACCCAGAUGUGACCUUCACUCUGCUGCUGCGUCGUCGCGCAGCCGCCUAUGUGUGCAACCUGCUGCUGCCCUGUGUGUUCAUCUCCCUGCUGGCGCCACUGGCCUUCCACCUGCCUGCUGACUCCGGGGAGAAGGUGUCUCUGGGUGUCACCGUGCUCCUGGCGCUCACGGUCUUUCAGCUGAUCCUGGCCGAGAGCAUGCCACCAGCAGAGAGCGUGCCACUCAUUGGAAAGUACUAUAUGGCCACUAUGACCAUGGUCACAUUCUCCACAGCGCUUACCAUCCUCAUCAUGAACCUACAUUACUGCGGCCCUAAUGCACACCCGGUACCUGCCUGGGCUCGGGUCCUCCUGCUGAGACACCUAGCCAAAGUCCUGUGUGUGCGGGAACGAGGGGAGCCCUGUGGACAGUCCAAGCCACUAGAGUCAGCCCCCAGCCUCCAGCCUCCACCAGGUCCCCCAGCGGGCCCUUGUCAUGAGCCACGGUGUCUGUGCCACCAGGAAGCCCUUCUGCAUCACGUAGCUUCCAUUGCCGGCACCUUCCGCAGCCACCGGGCUGCCCAGCGUCGCCAUGAAGACUGGAAGCGCCUGGCUAGAGUGAUGGACCGCUUUUUCCUAGGCAUCUUCUUCUGCAUGGCUCUAGUCAUGAGCCUCCUGGUACUGGUGCAAGCCCUGUAA